ACUGCACUGUCAGCUGUAGCAUGACAACAAGGGAAAAUGGCUUGCGAAGUGAAAACAUUUGGAAAUAUUUUAGAUUUUCGAAAGGUUCAGGAAUACUUUGGACUUGGGCAUGAUGAGAAUUGGCUAAGCGGCGUUAACUACGCCAUGUCACCCACUGGCGAAGCGAUUGCUUUAGCCCAGGGUGAAAAACUGGCUUUUCUGUCCACAUAUUGGGACAGCCGUGGACAUGAGUACACCUAUGCGCUCAACUGGUGUGGCGAACUGGAUGAUGGCAAUCAGAUAGUGACGAGUCUGCUGUGCAUACCCAUGAUGCGUGCCACAGAUGUCGAGUGGACUUGCAUCGCAGUUGGACUCGCCUCGGGCAUGGUUAUCUUCUACACGGAUGCGGGAGUCAAGCUCUUCUCACAGUGUUGCCAGGAGGAUUCCGUACUGGGCAUUAAGCUGUUGUCGCCGCCUCGCCACAGCGAAGCCAAUGCGCUGCUCUAUAUUGUCUACAGCGGCUGCAUGUGCUUCAUCAAUGGCGAGGAUAUACUGCCCAUACUCGCCAAUUGUCGACACAAUCAACAACGUGGCGCUUUUGAGCGCAGCGGUUUUCCCAGCGCCGAUGUGGUUGCAUUUCACAAAUACAAAUUCAAUAGGGAGCGUGAGAGUAUCCUCAAUGAUGCCGCAAUCAGUACGAAUCAGAGAGCACCCACCUAUGAUUAUAUUGUGCAGCAGAGCAUUGCUCAUGGCUAUUUUGCCAAGGUGCAGGCGACGCCGGUGCGAAGUGCUCAGGUCAUUGUGGCCGGUGCAGAGCCCUAUUUGGGUUUUUUUCAUGCCGAGGAGGGCUACAAGACCGUGUCGCUAGGUGAGGUGGCCAAAGAUGUGCUCGGCAUGGCCUAUAAAAAUCUGAUGGGUGGUAUUUUUCGACGAGCGCCGGAUCAGGCAGCGGAGCAACCGGAACAGCUGCCCCUGCCCAGCAAGGAGGCACCGAUGCGUACCCGUUGUCGCCUCUACGAUGGCAAACGCGAUGGCCUCUCCCUAAUCCUGGCGCCGGGCGGCAAACUGGCUGCCGUCACAGAUAAUUUGGAUCGGGUGAUGCUGGUGGACACCCAGCAAGCGAUAAUAUUACGCGUGUGGAAGGGUUAUCGGGAUGCGCAGUGCGCCUUUGUGCCCACCAAGGAGCGUUCGGUGCGAGGGAUUAAGACGCACAAGCGCAAGGCUUUGUUUCUGGUCAUCUAUGCGCCACGGAUGGGUUGCCUGGAUAUUUGGGCGCUGCAAAAUGGACCCAAAGUGGCCGCGUUUACCGUCUCCAAGUGCGGCCAGCUCAUCUACAAUAAUCACAGUGCCUUGGGUGCACCGGGCAGAGAGUCACGCAAGUCGCCCAGCUUAAAUCAUUGCCUGUUCCUCGAUCCCAGCGAUGGCAGCCUGAAGGAGGUGCACAUUCCCUUCCAUUAUGCACUGAGCGAAACGAACUCGCAAACAUCCCGAGAUAUACACAUGCUGCGGCGCCUGCGUAGUCAAUUGCGAGCGCUAACACAUUCCGGCGAGGAUCGGCUGCAGCAAAUUGAAGCAAUUGCUCAACUCGCUGGGGAGCUGGAAACGCUGGAGGUGCGCCAGCAGUGCUUAGAAAUGUUGCUCAAAAGCAAACGACUGCAGCCGCAACUAUUUCAGAGCAUUGUCCAUGUCUUUGCCCAAGCUGAACAAUCGGAAACCACGCAAGAGUUCCUGCAGCAAAUCGAAAACUAUAAACGCCUAACCGAUCUCUAUUUGAGCCUGAGUCGUGUUCAAAUGCAGGAGCAGCCAACGCUGGAGCUGCUCGAACUAUCCGAUGCGGAUCUGGUGACCAUUAAUCAGCUCGUCAUUCUUCUUGACACGGGCAUGGAUGAAAAGCCCACGACGCGUGAGGUCAGUUUUCAGCUGCAGGACGACUCACUGCACAAAGUGGAGGAGUUUGUCGACUAUCUGAGCAUCUUCAACAUUGAGACGCCCAAUUGUGUCACGCUGCUGCCGGAGAAAUCGGAUAAAUAUGGCAGCGUUAGCAACGAUCUCUUUGGUCAGUUCUUUACACAGAGUCUGUGCUUGGAGCAGUUCAAGGAGUGGGCCGUCCAGGCGUGCAUUCCCAGCAAGGAUCUCCUAACGCUGGUCAUCUACUUUUGGCUGGACAAGCCAUUCAAGUACAGCAACUGUGAUGAGGUCAUCGAGGAUAUGUCGCGCAUUGCGUCCAUGGUGCGCGUCAUUUGUGAGCUGGCUGGCGAGGAUAUUAGCAAUUAUCCUUACAAUGCCAUCUCGCCGUGGUGGCAACAGGUGCGUGAACUGCUGCUGGAGAGCAAACAGUUCUCCGGUCUGUUGGUGGCCAUUGUCUGCAAGACAGUGGCCGUUCAGCUGUGGCACAGUCGGCGAGACGGCUCCUGCGAUGAGAGUGUCGAGGAGGAGGAACGCUGGGAGACCAUAUCACAUGAUGAGGCCCAGUGGGGUCUGCUCACCGGCAAGCUGGAGGAUGUGGCUGUCCUGGGCGCUAUACUUGGGCAGCCCAAAGUGUGCCGUAAGCCAGUUGGUCCGGAGUUGCCGUACGAGCAGCCCGACUGCAGCUUGAAGAACAUACUGAGCGGUGGCAAGGGCAUCGUGUCCGAGCUAACAGCCAAGUGGUUAAAUUGUAGUCGCAUAGAUCCCGCACUGAUUGUGGAAAUAACGCCGCCAGAAAACGAAAGCGAUGACGAGCCCGAAGUGGGUCAAGCAAAAGCUAAGCCAAAGUCCAAGCCAGAUAAGAAGAAGAAGAAGGGCAAAGUGGAGGUAGAAGAACUGCAGGAGCAGCUGGAGGAGGAGGAGACUGUGCCAGAAGCAGGCACACCGAGUGAACCACUGGAACCGGUGCUGGAGCGUUUAGCUUUGCUGCGUGCACAUUUCCCCUUCAGUCUGGAGUCGGGUGUGCUGCUCAGCCUGAUGGCCUGGCAGCAUAUGGUGCACUGGAGCAAGCAGCUGGCUUCCUUGGAGCACAUGCGUGCCGCAUUGCGUUGUCUGGAACAGUUUCGCACGCCUGAUCUUGCGCUGAAACAUGGCAUCUGUUGCAUGCUGUGGCAAGCGACGCUCAAGUUUCCCUUGCAGGCGACUGCCAAGCUGAUGCACAAAGUGGGUCGCCUGCCAGUGGAUAAGAUGUGUCAACAGGAUCUGGACAUGUCGGCGGCGCUGGUGCCCGAAUUUCUCGAGCUCUGCUUGGAGUUUCUGCAGCAUUUUACCAGCUCGCUGGAGCAUGGCAAACGUGAGCUGCGUUUCGAGCAGGCGCUCAGUGAGGGUCAGCUGCCGUUGCAGUUUCUGGCGCUGCAGCAACAUCAUGCGUUGCCCGACCUUCUCCAGCUGCAGACACAGCUCUGCACCGUGCUGCAUUUGAUUGCACAGUUCCAGUUGCGCGUCUCGCGUCCGCUGACAACGCUCUUUGAUGCCCUGGCGAAUAAGGCACUGCAGUCGGAUAUUAAUAAGGAGCUGCCGUAUGGAUUGCCUGCACCAGACUUGGUCCUGCAGGAGCAGCGAACUGUGUUCCUUUGCUUGGUGGUUGCAGCCACCAUAGAUCUAAUACGUGAGGAUCUCGAGCAGCUCUACAUACUCGAUCAUGUGCUGUAUAUGGCCAAGAUUUGUCAACUGGCCGACAGCUGGCAACUGGACAAGUUGCCCAUUUUGCGGAAACAGGUUGUGGAACUGUAUGCCUUUGGCUAUGAUGCGGAGGCACAAGUGCUGCUCGCGGACAUCAGCGAUGAUGAGGAACUGGGACGACUGCUGCUAGAAAUUGCCGGUCGUCGGCUAAAUCUAUUUGCGGAAGGUUCCCGAUCCGCCUUCCUCAAGAUCGCCUCUGUGGGACAUCAGCUGUUGGCAUAUCUAGAUAAUUUGAAGGAUUCGGUGACGGAGGAAAGCAUUACGAUAAGCGCCACGAAACCCGAGGAGAUCGAUAUCAUCGUCCUGGACAAGCUGAUAACCCAUGUGUAUAGAUGCCUAAGUCGCCGUCAAGCGGGCUCCAACAAGCUGCUUGUCACCGUCGCCCAGAUGUACAAUGCGGUGCGCAUGCUACAAACAUGAAGGAGGAGCAAAUAGAGGAAUACCUUUAAUUUCAUAAGCAGACCCCAACUGCUGUAUCCAAAUAUUAUUGCCCAAAACUAAGAAAACAGAAAAAAAAUAAAACAGAAACCAAAUUAAUAAACACAA
Molecule: messenger RNA, 4173 nt
Organism: Drosophila grimshawi
Lineage: Eukaryota; Metazoa; Arthropoda; Insecta; Diptera; Drosophilidae
Gene: Rab3-GAP
Product: rab3 GTPase-activating protein regulatory subunit
Exons: 7
Coding region: 37-4047 (1336 amino acids)
Biological process (GO): regulation of GTPase activity
Source: RefSeq, a predicted model, not a curated record